Ilex paraguariensis (yerba mate) is the source of this 1381-nucleotide messenger RNA. NCBI's taxonomy places the organism in Eukaryota, Viridiplantae, Streptophyta, Magnoliopsida, Aquifoliales, Aquifoliaceae. The record is from the annotation of a GenBank genome assembly.
AUGGAAUCCCAGCGGCAGAUACUAGAGGGAGAAACUGCAUCUGACAAUAUUUCUCAGGAUGAAGUGCUGCCUAACAAAUCUAGAGUCACAGUUGUUGGCAGUGGCAAUUGGGGCAGUGUGGCAGCCAAGCUUAUUGCCUUCAACGCUCUUAAGCUUAGCUCUUUCCACGAUGAAGUGAGAAUGUGGGUAUUCGAGGAGACAUUGCCAAGUGGUGAAAAACUCUCAGAUGUCAUCAAUCAAACGAAUGAAAAUGUCAAAUAUCUUCCUGGCAUAAAGCUUGGGAAGAAUGUUGUGGCAGACCCGGACCUUGAACAUGCAGUAAGGGACGCAAACAUGUUAGUAUUUGUUACUCCCCAUCAAUUCAUGGAGGGUAUAUGCAAAAGGCUAGUAGGAAAGAUAAGGGAAGAUGCGGAAGCAAUUUCCCUCAUUAAAGGAAUGGAGGUCAAGAUGGAAGGUCCAUGCAUGAUCUCAACCCUAAUCUCAAAACAACUUGAAAUUGAUUGUUGUGUUCUAAUGGGAGCAAAUAUUGCUAAUGAGAUUGCAGUUGAGAAGUUUAGUGAAGCAACAGUUGGAUACAGACAGAACAGAGAGGUCGCAGAGAAAUGGGUUCGGCUAUUCAGUACUCCUUCCUUCAUGGUCACAGCUGUUCAAGACGUGGAAGGAGUCGAACUAUGCGGAACCCUCAAGAAUGUUGUGGCGAUAGCAGCAGGUUUUGUGGAUGGCUUGGAGAUGGGAAAUAACACGAAGGCUGCAAUAAUGAGGAUCGGUCUGAGAGAAAUGAAGGCCUUCUCCAAGCUGUUGUUCUCUUCUGUUAAGGAUAGCACCUUCUUUGAGAGCUGUGGCGUAGCUGAUCUGAUAACAACUUGCUUAGGAGGAAGAAACAGGAAAUGUGCAGAAGCUUUUGCCAGGAAUGGCGGGAAAAGGUCUUUUGAUGAGCUAGAAGCAGAGAUGCUUCAGGGGCAGAAAUUGCAGGGUGUCUCGACAGCCAAAGAGGUUUAUGAGGUUUUAAGCCACCGUGGAUGGUUAGAAUUGUUCCCCCUUUUCACAACAGUACAUGAGAUCUGCAUUGGUCGUCAUCCACCAUCAUCCAUUGUUGAGUAUAGUGAGCACAAGCCCAAGUAACCCUGUUGGAAGGGGCUGCCCAGGUUUCUUGAUUCUUCAUGGACACAGUAACAAAUAUAGCAUAUCACAAUUUUGAAGUCUAUAUAAGCAGCUUUCUUCGGCAGUACCAUGAAUCACCAUUACCAAAGGAAAACAGUGUGAAGCAUAAAUUAGGUCAAACUCUGUCCUGCCAAUUUGUUUUAUCAGUUGGCAAUGUGACCCCAACACAGCUCUCAUAGGUCUGAAACACAUGUUAGAAAGAUUCAAUAUAUAGUAGAAG